AUGUUCAUCUUAGCGCUGUUCUGCCUGCUGGCAGUGGGUAGCCAGGCGAAGCCGCUGCAGCCGGUCGUGGAGCCAGCCCAGCAUAUUGUCAUUGUGACGCCACAGGCGCAGGUGCAUCUGGAGCCAGCGUUGCGCUACGUGCAUGGCCUGUCGCCGCUGGCGCGCGUCUCCGGUCCGCAUCAUGAGGAGACCAUUGUCUAUGUGCCAGCUGGAGCAACGGCCUCUGUGGUGCCCACCGUCAGCGAUGCCGUGUCCACCGGCCGUGCCAGCAGUCCAGCCAAGCAAUCCGAGGGUUUUCCCCAGAACAUUAACCAAAUCCAGCAACAGGCACAACAGGUCGUCGAGAUAGCAAGCGGUCAAUUCGGUGAGGCUGCCUCAGCAGCUGCUGCUGCCGGCGCUGGCUUCUUUCCCGGAUUCUUCCCAUCCUCAGAUGCGAGCAACAAGAACGAGGAGAAGCUGAAGAACGAGAAGAUGGAACUGAUUGAAACUCCUGCCAAUACCCAACCACUGCUGGCUGCCACCGAGGCGCGUCAUUUCUACAGUCUGCCCCAGGUGUAUCACACUCCCGUUGUCGAUGUGGUGCAUGCCCCUGUCUAUUCGUGGCCGAUUUCAGCCAUACGCGCACGCAGCAUUCAAACCGAGGAGGCCCCCAUCCAAGCCCUGCAACAGCUGCCCGAGGAGAAGCCAGCGGCAGAGCUGCCAGAGGCUCAGCCAUUGCUUAAGGAGCAGAAGCAGCCGGAGCAGUCGGAACAGCCAUUGGAGCAGCUGGCACAGACCAUCAUUCCUGCAGCCGUCGAGGCCAGUGAAUUGAAGGCUGAAAGUGCAGCACGUCAGCUGGAGGAGAGCAAUGCCAUCAAACCGGAGCAGCCAAGCGCUGAGAUUGCCAAGGAGACCCUUAAGGAGGCCAUCAAGGAGGCCAUUCAGGAAUCCAGAAAGGAGGCCAUCCAGGAAACCACCAAGGAGGCAAUAAAGGAAGCCGCUCAGGAGGCCAAGAAGGAAAUCAUUCUGGAGGCCAAAAAGGAAGCCAUCCAGGAAGCCGUCCAAGAGGUCAGAAAGGAAGCUGCCCAGGAGGCCAGAAAGGAAGCCACUCAGGAGGCCAGAAAGGAGGACAGUCAGGAGCCCUACCUAGAGGCCCGCAAGGAGGCCAGCAGCGAGCCCAUUCAGGAGCUCAUCAAGGAGCCCUUCAAGGAGACCCUUAAGAGUGCCAGCCUAGAUGGCAUCAAACAGCCUCUCAAGGAGGCCAGCAAUGAGGCCACCCAGCCAGAACCCAAACUGCAGGAGGAGCAGCCACUCAUCAAGGCCAUUCCCGCUGCCGAUGCCGCGGCCUUGCCUGAGCCGCAGCCGCAGUUGCAGUUACAGGCACAGCCCGAGGCUCAGCCAGCCAUUGCACAGGCGCCAGAGGCCUAAGUAGGCACGACCACAAACGCAAUUCAUACACACCAUACCAGAUCACAUCAGACACACACAUACACGCACACUCAUACACAUAUUCUAUGGGCAACUUUGGUAUUCUACAACUCGAUCUGUUCCGUGCCUAGGCUCUGGCCAGGCCGUGGGUUAAUACAUUUAGUUACUAACACAGUCACAGAGAAACGAUUUCCGACUUCCGACAUUAAUUA
Drosophila novamexicana is the source of this 1619-nucleotide messenger RNA. Its product is annotated as eukaryotic translation initiation factor 4 gamma. The record is from RefSeq and is a predicted model, not a curated record. The transcript has 2 exons. NCBI's taxonomy places the organism in Eukaryota, Metazoa, Arthropoda, Insecta, Diptera, Drosophilidae. Bases 1 to 1407 code for a protein of 468 amino acids.